AAUUAUCGAGUUUCCAGCAAAGUGUCAUAUUUUUGCCAAGUCGGCUGAUUUCCACGAAAACUCCCUCAAAUGGCUGUUAAAAAUUUCCAUAAAUUCCUACUAGUGGUGGGAUUUGUGUCACUGAUUCAUGUAGCCUAUUCUGCAGCGCAACACAGAACAUACCUGAGAAUCACGGAACAGGAGUUCAAUUCCCUGCCAUUUGAUAUUGUGCUGCAGGCUGUGGUGAGCCUGAUAGUGCUGGUGUAUAGUAUUCUGCAAGUAGUCGGUGAGUUCCGUGAAAUCCGGGCAGCUGUAGAUCUGCAAGCCAAGUCCUGGGAAACGCUGGGCAACAUCCCCUCAUUCUACAUCUUCAACCACCGCGGAAAAAGCCUUUCCGGUCAGUACGAUGACAGCGUGGAGACGAGCGUCGACUGAGGCGUCCGGGAAGCCCCCCUUUACUCCGGAAUCUAUUCGAAUGUAAGGAAUCCAAUUAAUUGAAUUAACACCAAAGGCGAAUGCGGAGGGAAAAGUUUUUAAUUUCAUU
Phlebotomus argentipes is the source of this 523-nucleotide messenger RNA. RefSeq names its product ER membrane protein complex subunit 5 (gene EMC5). NCBI's taxonomy places the organism in Eukaryota, Metazoa, Arthropoda, Insecta, Diptera, Psychodidae. The record is from RefSeq and is a predicted model, not a curated record. The transcript is spliced from 3 exons. Gene Ontology annotation, cellular component: EMC complex; early endosome; plasma membrane. Bases 70 to 414 code for a protein of 114 amino acids.